AUGGGGAGGGGGAAGAUAGAGAUUAAGAGGAUAGAAAACUCGACCAACCGGCAGGUGACGUACUCGAAGAGGAAGAACGGGAUCAUAAAGAAGGCCAAGGAGAUUUCCAUACUCUGCAAUGCCAAGGUCUACCUCGUCGUCUUCUCCAGCUCCGGCAAGAUGGCGGAGUUCUGCAGCGACUCCACCACGUCUGUGACAUCAUCCGGACCUCUCUCCUCUCUUUCUUCUCCGCUCGUUUUUUCCCCUUUCAAAGGAUGAUUACUUACUCGACAGAUUGCCGAGUAUGCUGGAGGAAUACCAGAAGCACAGCGGCAAGAAGAUCUGGGGUGCCAAGCAUGAGGUAGUCCCGUCCCUAUCUCCUUCCCCCCCCUCUCUCUCUCUCUCUUUAAGAGCCCUGUUUUCCCUGUUCUUCUGCUUCGAUUCAGAGACUGAAUGCUGAGAUAGAGCGGAUCAAGAAGGAGAACGACAACAUGCAGAUUGAGCUCAGGUUUGAUCGGAUCCAACUCCCUCUUUCUUCCUCCCUGCUAAAUCCUCUGCUUCCCCUGCAUCUGACGCUCCGCUUCCCCCGUUUCGGGGUAUUCCAGGCAUCUGAAGGGGGAAGACAUCACGCCCCUUAGCCCUUUCGAACUGAUCCCCCUCGAGGAGACGCUGCAGAAGGGCCUCGCUUGCGUUCGAGACAAGCAGGUAGAGCGUCGUCCUCGAAACCCUAAAUCAUCGGCCUGGUUUCCUCUGACCUUUCGAUCUCCUGCUUGACUGGACUCCCUCUGAAUCUUCCGUUGCAGAUGGAGUUUCUGAAUCGGCUGAAAGAUAAUGUAUGAACAAUCAUUUCUCUCUAUUUCGGACAAGAUUACGAUCGAUGAUCGAUCUCCCAUGGCUUUCCAAUUUGUAAACGAUGUUGUUUCAGGGAAGAGCGCUGGAGGAAGAGAACAAACAGAUAGCUAUGAUCUUGGUAAUCUCCUGAGCCGCGCUCGAAUAUCUUCUUCUUCUUCUUCUUCUUCUUCUUCUUAUUCUUCUUCUUCUCUGAUUCGCCUCUUCGAUUUCGCAGCAGCAGCACCAGAUAGCCUGGAAUGGCGGGAUGGCCAGAGAACUGGAUCGAGACUACCGGCACGGUGGAAGGGGAGAUUACUCCGUCCAGAUGCCGUUCUCCUUCUGUGGGCAGCCAAUCCAACCCAACUUACAGGGAAACAAAUAG
Molecule: messenger RNA, 1192 nt
Organism: Spirodela intermedia
Lineage: Eukaryota; Viridiplantae; Streptophyta; Magnoliopsida; Alismatales; Araceae
Source: the annotation of a GenBank genome assembly